Fusarium keratoplasticum is the source of this 498-nucleotide messenger RNA. RefSeq lists its product as uncharacterized. Bases 1 to 498 code for a protein of 165 amino acids. Lineage: Eukaryota; Fungi; Ascomycota; Sordariomycetes; Hypocreales; Nectriaceae. Gene Ontology annotation, cellular component: endoplasmic reticulum; cytosol. The record is from RefSeq and is a predicted model, not a curated record. The transcript has 2 exons.
AUGACGUCCACCGCCCACCGCCGCCUUCUCCAAGAGUAUCGCGCGCUCACCAACAACCCGCCCGAAGGCAUCACCGCCGGCCCCAUCUCCGAGGAUGACCUCCUUCACUGGGAGUGUCUGAUCCAGGGCCCCGAGGGCACGCCGUUCGAGGGCGGUGUCUUUCCCGCAGAGCUCAAGUUCCCCAAGGACUACCCGCUUGCCCCGCCAUCUAUGAAGUUCCUCGCCGACGUGUGGCACCCCAAUGUGUAUCCCAGCGGCUUGGUCUGCAUCUCCAUCCUCCAUCCUCCCGGUGACGACCCCAACCACUACGAGCACGCCUCCGAGCGCUGGUCCCCCAUCCAGUCCGUCGAGAAGAUCCUCAUCUCCGUCAUGAGCAUGUUGGCCGAACCCAACGAUGAGAGUCCCGCCAAUGUCGAGGCCGCCAAGAUGUGGCGUGAGCGCCGCGGCGACUACGAAAACAAGGUCCGCGAAGGAGUGCGGAGGAUGUUGGGACUAUAA